This is a messenger RNA of Racocetra persica, 468 nucleotides long. Lineage: Eukaryota; Fungi; Glomeromycota; Glomeromycetes; Diversisporales; Gigasporaceae. The record is from the annotation of a GenBank genome assembly.
UUUGAAAAAUAUCGUAAAGAUACCAACCUUCCUGGUAAAUUAUCUGAUAUUUCAGAUUUAAAGCAACUUGAAGAAGAACUUUGUAAAUACUUUACUGUAUAUCACAAGGCUAAUAGUGAUGAAUAUUCUGUAAUAUCCCUUCAAUCUGCAAUUAAUACAUUUAAUCGGUAUUUUAAUGCCAAACGUCCUCCUGAUGCUGAUUCUCAAUUCUAUCUACAUCCUAUAAAAGGAAUUAAUAAUUUUAAAACUGUCGAUAUCUGGUAUAAAAAAAUACACCUUGGAGAGAAUUUUAUGAAAGCAUUUUUUAAGCGAUUAGUAGAAUUAUGUGAUAUUGAUAUUUCUGGUUAUAAAAUUACAAACCAAACUGGGUGUAAAACUUUAAUUCAACUUUUAAAAUCUCUUGGAUUAUUUAAUUAUGAAACAAUGUCAAUUUUACGUCAUAAAUCACAAAAAGGGUUAGCAUCUUAG